AUGGCAUCUGUAUCAGAUGUCUGCGUCCAUGAGAGAGCCUCUUCUGGGACGUUUAUGUCGACCCACCAUGCUGGCAAAAACUUGCCGGCUGAGGGACGAUCGGGAAAUCAAGAGCACCUAUGGGCACCCCUUAACCUUCACUCCUCUCCACCCCUAUCCUCACUCUCAUCUCCAGCCCUCGACCUCACUCCCAGCCUCGACCUCACUAUCUCCAGCCUCGACCUCACUAUCUCCAACCCUCAUUAUCUCAGCCCUCAACCUUCACUAUCCCAACCUUCUGACCUCAUUAUUCCAGCCUCAACCCUCACUAUCUCCAACCUCAACCCUCAUCAUCUCCAGCAGCCCUCGACCCUCACUCAUCUCCAACCCUCAUUAUCUCCAGCCCUCAACCUUCACCAUCUCCAACCUGACCUCAUUCCAGCCUCAACCCUCACUAUUCCACCCUCAACCCUUCAUCAUCUCCAGCCUCAACCCUCACUUAUCUCCAGCUCAACCCUCACUAUCUCCAGCCUCGACCUCACCAUUCUCAACCCUCUAUCUCCAGCCUCAACCUCACUAUUCUCCAACUCAACCCUCAUCAUUCCAGCCCUCGACCUCACUAUCUCCAACCCCACAUCUCCAGCCCUCAACCUUCACUUCAUCUCCAACCUUCUGACCCUCAUAUUCCAGCCUCAACCCUCACUCAUUCCAACCCUCAACCCUCACUUCAUCUCCAGCCCUCAACCUCACUAUCUCCAACCUCAACCUCACUAUCUCCAACCCUCAACCCUCAUCAUCUCCAGCCUCACCUCACUAUCUCCAACCUCAACCUCAUUUCUCCGCCCUCAACCUCACUAUCUCCAGCCUCAACCUCAUUAUCUCAGCCCUCAACCACCCAUGACCGCCAGUUCCUCUUUCCCGUUCACCGUCGCCGACUAUAUAGGGAAGGAAGAGUUUCACGAGUCGCCAGCACCAGACUUACGGCUACUGCCACUCACAGCUGCCGCCCCCAGGAACUACCCAAAGAAUUUCUUGACAUCCUAA
This is a messenger RNA of Homarus americanus (American lobster), 1023 nucleotides long. RefSeq names its product extensin-like. The transcript is spliced from 3 exons. NCBI's taxonomy places the organism in Eukaryota, Metazoa, Arthropoda, Malacostraca, Decapoda, Nephropidae. The coding region runs from base 1 to 1023 and encodes 340 amino acids. The record is from RefSeq and is a predicted model, not a curated record.